This is a messenger RNA of Scomber japonicus (chub mackerel), 792 nucleotides long. Its product is annotated as gamma-crystallin N-A-like. Gene Ontology annotation, biological process: visual perception; lens development in camera-type eye. The record is from RefSeq and is a predicted model, not a curated record. Lineage: Eukaryota; Metazoa; Chordata; Actinopteri; Scombriformes; Scombridae. The transcript is spliced from 4 exons. Gene Ontology annotation, molecular function: structural constituent of eye lens. Bases 1 to 651 code for a protein of 216 amino acids.
AUGUCUCAGUACUCAGGAAAGGUGAGUACCACAGCAAGGGGUUCGAUGCAGCAGUACAACCCUCCCAACACCACCAACAUCACCAACAUGUCAAUGCAAAGGCAUCACAAAGACAUCAAUAUUGUGUUCUAUGAGGGGAAAUGUUUCACCGGGAGGAAACUGGAGAUCUGCAGCGACUGUGACAACUUCCAGGAUCGCGGCUUCAUGAACAGGGUCAACUCUGUCCGUGUGGAGAGCGGGGCCUUCGUCUGCUUUGACCACCCAGACUUCAAGGGCCAACAGUACAUUCUGGAGCACGGAGAGUACCCUGAAUUCCAGCGCUGGAAUGCCCAUAAUGAUCACAUGGGCUCCUGCAGGCCAAUCAGGAUGCAUGGAGAGCACUACAGGAUGGAGCUGUUCGAGGGAGACAACUUCUCCGGACAGUGUGUGGAGCUGUGCGAUGACUGUCCAUUCCUGCAGGCUCGUGGCCUGACCAAGAACUGUAUCAACUCCAUCAGGGUUUAUGGAGAUGGAGGCUGGGUUCUGUAUGAGGAGCCUAACUACCGUGGCCGCAUGUACAUCGUGGAGAGAGGAAACUACAGCACCCACAUGGAGUGGCAGGCAGAGAACCCCAACAUCCAGUCUGUUCGCAGGGUGGCAAACUACUUCUAAAGUAUGUCGGUGGCAAUGUGACUGAAGGAACGAGAUCAGCCGCUGAGGAAAAACGCACUACCACUCUAUCAAGUAAUCACAUGCUGACUCUGUGGGGCUGUAAAUUAAUAAAAACUGAAGAAAAAUGUUUGACAUUGCUUG